Penicillium malachiteum is the source of this 1200-nucleotide messenger RNA. RefSeq names its product ATP-dependent RNA helicase eIF4A. NCBI's taxonomy places the organism in Eukaryota, Fungi, Ascomycota, Eurotiomycetes, Eurotiales, Aspergillaceae. The transcript is spliced from 4 exons. Gene Ontology annotation, cellular component: nucleolus; catalytic step 2 spliceosome. The coding region runs from base 1 to 1200 and encodes 399 amino acids. Gene Ontology annotation, molecular function: ATP binding; mRNA binding; RNA helicase activity. The record is from RefSeq and is a predicted model, not a curated record.
AUGGCGGAAGGAAUCGACAGACGCGCUGAAGAGCGCAUGGAGUUUAACACCUCCAAGGAGGUCACUGUGGCCCCGACUUUCGAGGAUAUGCACCUGAAGGAGAGCCUGCUUCGUGGAAUUUACGCCUACGGUUACGAGUCCCCAUCGGCUGUCCAGUCGCGUGCCAUUGUUCAGAUUUGCAAAGGUCGUGAUACCAUUGCGCAGGCCCAGUCCGGUACUGGUAAAACAGCAACCUUCUCGAUUAGUACUCUGCAGGUUAUCGAUACCGUUGUGCGCGAGACCCAAGCUUUGGUCCUCUCCCCAACUCGCGAACUUGCAACCCAGAUUCAGUCCGUCAUUAUGGCCCUCGGAGAUUACAUGAACGUUCAAUGCCACGCUUGCAUUGGUGGAACCAACAUCGGUGAAGAUAUUCGCAAGCUCGACUACGGUCAACACGUCGUUUCUGGAACCCCUGGUCGUGUCGCUGAUAUGAUCCGUCGCCGAAACCUGCGCACCCGUCACAUUAAGAUGCUCGUCCUUGAUGAGGCCGAUGAACUGCUCAACCGAGGUUUCCGCGAGCAAAUUUACGAUGUCUACCGAUACCUUCCUCCCGCGACACAGGUUGUCGUUGUCUCGGCUACUCUCCCCUACGAUGUGCUGGAUAUGACUACCAAGUUUAUGACAGACCCAGUCCGCGUCCUGGUUAAGCGUGACGAAUUGACCCUGGAAGGAAUUAAGCAAUAUUUCAUUGCGGUUGAGAAGGAGGAGUGGAAGUUCGAUACUCUCUGCGAUCUCUACGACACUUUGACGAUCACCCAAGCUGUGAUCUUCUGUAAUACUCGCCGAAAGGUCGAUUGGUUAACCGACAAGAUGCGUGAAGCCAACUUUACUGUGUCUAGUAUGCACGGUGAGAUGCCUCAGAAGGAGCGUGAUAGCAUUAUGCAGGAUUUCCGUCAGGGUAACUCUCGUGUUCUCAUCUCUACCGAUGUGUGGGCUCGUGGUAUCGAUGUGCAGCAGGUUUCUCUCGUUAUUAACUACGAUCUGCCUACCAACCGUGAGAACUACAUUCACCGUAUCGGUCGAUCCGGUCGUUUCGGCCGUAAGGGCGUUGCUAUCAACUUUGUCACCAGCGAUGACGUUCGCAUUCUGCGUGAUAUUGAGUUGUACUACUCUACUCAGAUCGAUGAGAUGCCUAUGAAUGUUGCCGAUCUGCUCUCAUAA